AUGGGAAGACCACCAUGUUGCGACAAGAUUGGAGUGAAGAAAGGGCCAUGGACACCAGAGGAAGACAUCAUCUUGGUUUCUUACAUUCAAGAACAUGGUCCUGGAAACUGGAGAUCUGUGCCUACUCACACAGGUCUGAGGAGGUGUAGCAAAAGCUGUAGAUUGAGGUGGACUAAUUAUCUUCGACCAGGGAUUAAGCGUGGAAAUUUUACCCAACAUGAAGAGAAGAUGAUUCUCCAUCUUCAAGCUCUUUUGGGCAACAGGUGGGCAGCAAUUGCAUCAUACCUUCCAGAAAGGACAGACAAUGAUAUAAAGAACUAUUGGAACACUCAUUUGAAGAAAAAGCUCAAGAAGAUGAAUGAUUCUUGUGAUAGUACUAUCAAUAAUGGAGUUGAUAAUAAAGACUUGUCCUCAUCAAACAAAAACACUACUUCACAUCAAAGCGGCAGCUCCAACAAAGGUCAAUGGGAGAGAAGGCUUCAGACAGAUAUCAACUUGGCUAAACAAGCUCUUUGUGAUGCCUUGUCUCUAGACCAACCCCAAAACCCUAUUAGUUUCUCUCUAGCCGAUCUUGGUUACGGUACAUCAUCCUCUUCUUCCUCUACCACCACAAGCAACACUAGUCCAUACCCAUCUGGUGUCUACGCUUCAAGCGCUGAGAACAUCGCUCGUUUGCUUCAGAACUUCAUGAAAGACACACCAAAGACCUUGUUGCCCUCGCCGGUUGCAGCCACCGAUGUUGCUAUCACCACGGAGGCUUCGAGCCCUAGCACGAUCGAAGGAGGCGGAGAAGGGUAUGAUCAGUCUAUAUUCAGCUUCAACUCCAUGGAUGAAGCUGAAGACAAGCCUAAGCUAGUUGACCAUGACAUUAAUGGUCUAAUUACACAAGGGUCUCUUUCUUUGUUCGAGAAAUGGCUCUUUGAUGAGCAAAGCCACGACACGAUCAUUAAUAACAACAUGUCAUUAGAGGGCCAAGAAGUGUUAUUCUAG
Microthlaspi erraticum is the source of this 990-nucleotide messenger RNA. Lineage: Eukaryota; Viridiplantae; Streptophyta; Magnoliopsida; Brassicales; Brassicaceae. The record is from the annotation of a GenBank genome assembly.